Molecule: messenger RNA, 1687 nt
Organism: Bombyx mori (domestic silkworm)
Lineage: Eukaryota; Metazoa; Arthropoda; Insecta; Lepidoptera; Bombycidae
Product: tetraspanin D107
Cellular component (GO): plasma membrane
Source: RefSeq, marked provisional
AGCGAAAUUUUUGCAAAUUUACAGGAGAUGUUGUUAUAAUUCGCUAACCUACAUGGUAGUGUAGCUCGGUGUGCUUUGUUGGCGCUGGUGUGAAUCAUUUUAUUCCGUAGUAAUACAAUUUGGCGGUAAUAUUUAAUUGAAUAACAAUGGCCCUCGAAGGUGGAAUGUCCUGUGUAAAGUACCUCAUGUUUUGCUUCAAUCUCCUGUUUGCCAUUACGGGAUUGAUCAUCCUGAUAGUUGGCAUCAGGGCUGAAAUAAACUCGUAUCCUUACAUGAACUUCACCGAUGAGAACUUCUACAAGUUCGCUCCGAUCGUUCUCAUCAUUGUCGGCAUUAUUGUUUUCAUUGUCGCGUUCUUCGGCUGCUGUGGCGCUGUCAAAGAGAACCACUGCAUGAUAAUAACGUUUUCAGUAUUCCUCUUGAUCAUAUUCGUGGCUGAACUGGCUGUGGGCAUCGCUGGUUACAUGAAGCAUACGGACUUGGAAGAUUCGGUUAUGCGCAACCUGAACGCUUCCAUUACUCAAUAUCCGGUAGACAAGAACGUCCAGAAGACUAUUGAUAUCAUACAAACAGACUUGCAAUGCUGCGGUAUAAACAGUCCGGCCGACUGGGCCGAUCACGGUCUGCCCAUACCGAGCACGUGCUGCUCCGCCCAGGAGAUCAAUGACGGCGUCGUCGCGGCCUGCACCGAGAACUCGACCAACUUCCACUCGAAGGGAUGUCUUACUAAACUGGUUGUUCACAUGAAGGACAUUGGUAUGGUGCUCGCCGGCGUUGGAGUCGGUAUCGCUUUGGUUCAGCUCCUCGGUGUGAUAUUCGCAUGCUGCCUCGCUCGUUCCAUUCGCAGCCAAUAUGAAACAGUUUAAAUUACAACAAAAUACAAAACAAAACUUAUAUGAUAAAACCAUUACUAAUAAGAAUAACGAAAUUCAAUUCUAUUUCAUUACCUACCUAUAUUUAAUGUUUAAACGUGUAUUGUGAUAAGUGUACCUACUCAAACCUAUUUGUAUAUUUUGAAAUGAGUUUUUUUUAGUUUAUUUUUAUAUUCACGUUCUUUUGUUGAAGGAUAAAAGACGAUUUAACUUUAAUACAUUUAAUUUGUUUUUGAAUAAUAAUUGAAAGUACAAUUGCACAACAUUGACAAGUGUGCUCAGGACAGAAGACUGAUUUUAGAAACCUUUCCUCUCUCGAAUAUCGAUCCGUUCUUCCUUUUAUAUUCAAACAUUUAUUGAUCUAUAAUUGUAAUGUGUAGCAGCACUAGUUUGUUGACAGUAGUGGGCACAUUUUAAAUGAUUUGUGUGUUUAAUCUCGAAAUAAGAUAUUUUUCUUCAUUCUCAUAUAGGGGCGUAACAGAAUGGUUCUCGGAAUUCAAAACAAUAUUAAUUUACAAAAACAAACAAAUUCUUAUAGUUUUACUUCCCGUCAUUUAAAAGUAAAAACCAUCUAACAGAUACUCGCAUUCUAGCGACUCACGAAAACUCACGAGUGCGCUCUUUUUUUGAUAGUUACAUUGCUGACAUCAAAGAUUAUUAAAAUUUAAUAGAUUAAAAUCUUUCGAAUGCAAGCUUUGCUAAAAUAAAAAGGUCUCGCCGCUCUGUCUUCAAUUUCGGGAACUGUUCUGUAAAGGCCCCGGUAUAUUUCGAUAUUUCUUCGUAAAACGUGUAUCUACAAUAAAUUUGCAUACCAA